Actinia tenebrosa (Australian red waratah sea anemone) is the source of this 1640-nucleotide messenger RNA. RefSeq lists its product as uncharacterized. The record is from RefSeq and is a predicted model, not a curated record. Lineage: Eukaryota; Metazoa; Cnidaria; Anthozoa; Actiniaria; Actiniidae.
GUCUAAGCCAGGGCCAUUAACCUUCGCUUAUAUAAGACCAGAAUCAUAAUGAAUAUCAGUAGAAACACUUUACAGCAUCUAGUGAUCGUCAAGGAUAUAAUAUCCUGAAGAACGCGCACAGAACUACAAUAAAACUGACAAUGAAGACUUCCUUGUUCAUCGCAGCUUUCUUCGUCACUCUAGUGUCCAUGGUGACGUGGACGGAAGCGAGGUAUUCCUAUCAUGGUAAAACGAUCAAAUGUCUGCCGUACAAUACUAAAUGCACAAAUACCUACAAAGGUUGUAGUGUCUACAAGGGUGUGUGCCGGUGUAGUAGAGCUGUGUUCUGUUGUCAAAAUCCCUUCCAGUACAAGAAACUGUCCAGUUGCCUGACUCACAAUAAACCAAAGGAUCCUUGUAAACCUAAUCCAUGUCAGAAUGGUGGCUACUGUGCGCAGCUCAACGAGACCCAAUACCGCUGUAUGUGUCGCGGAACUGGUUUCUUUGGAACGAGAUGUGAUCGAAAGUGUCACUGGCAGCAAGGUAGCUUCUUCAGAGUCAUGAAAGCAAUUUGGCAACAGAAGAACAGAACGAAGAUGCGACAGAUAUUUGCAUGCCUUAGUUUUUAAGUAAUCUAUUCAGCUGGGUACGAAAGCGGUUUCUUAGAACAGGGAAGAUGGCAGGGAAGUUUACAGUUUAUCGUCAUUUACUCGCUUCCCUCCAGGCUUCAUUCAGGAGAGUAAGGAAUAUUUGUGUAUCGCAUUUAUAAACUUAGGAUUGUCACAAAAGGUGCUAAAUCGGAAAACUCUAAUACGGGAUAUAUUUUAUCUCAACUAGCAGUCAAUGUAAACCCGAAUAGAGGCAAACUCGUUCCAAAGGCCUUCUCUUCUCGCUUUUUUCAAGGUGGCGAACGAUGUUGGAAUAGAGGCUUUGCCCCAUCACGUGGUGGCAGCCAUGACAGGAGGCACAACAACUAAGUCUUUUUCCUCCCGAGAAACUGAAUACUUUCUCAUGUAAAUCAGAUCAGAUUAGAAUAUAUGUAUUAUUACUGCCUCCUGUCAUGGCUGCCAUCACGUGCUGGUGCAAAGCAUUUAAUGGCGGCUAAAAAUCGCAAUAAUUAUUAGAUAUUAGUUUCACCGAUUCUUUCUCAUCGAAUUUGGCCUAAACAUUUAUCUGUUAUGGGAAAAAAGAAAAAAAGGUUCAAAGAAAAAACAUUUAUUGUUGCAAAGAUUAGAUGUGAUAUCAAUGCUAUACACGGAACAAUAUAUUUUAUCAUAUUAAAUAAAGAAAACACAGAAGAGAGCACACCAAUUCAAGUAGCUGGUACUAUGUAAACAUGACCACAUAUUUAUAGCAAAGAUACAUGCACUCCACUCGAUUGUUAUACAUGCUCGACCAAAUACAAUACUUCGAGCAUGCCUAAUGUCAAGAGUUAGUGCACACAGGCUAGCAGCUCAGCAGUCAUAGGAAAAAGCCAAAUAAAAGCUUUUAAAUUAAUUAAAUAAUAUGACUAAUAUAAUGAUAUGUUAGGUUAAUAUUAUGUUUUGUUUUUAUAAAGUUCUUUAUGGAGUGCGCUGUAGCACGGCUGUGGUUCCCUGCUACACAGGAAUCCCAUUUUGUAUUAAACUAACUAGCUCUUUGUGAAGCUAAACUUUGCGGAA